GUUGUCACUUUCCUUGGGGCAUCCAAUGGUUCAAGCAGAUCCCAGUGCAACGCCGAGCCAACCGCCAAAGCCAAAGCCAAAGCCGGGCGUCGACUACACGGGCGUCGAUAUGACCAACGCCGAGGCAAUGCGGAUGCGUGAAGCAACAUGCAAGAUCUGCACAGACUUCAAGUCGUGGACGCGCGUCGGCGCCGGAUCGGACGGCAAGGCAGGCGGAACGAGCGGCGGUGGCGCCAAGACAGUGAUGACGACGGGCCAGUCCCAGCAGAGCAAGCACGCGGCACCCGCUGCUGGAUCAGGUCACUCGUCUGGCUCAAGUGAGUCUGGAUCUGGGUCUGGGCCGAGUGGCGCGGCAUCUGGAGCAGGGAAGGCCGCCAACAAUGCUGCUGCUGCUGCUGCUGCUGCUGGUGGGGUAUUGGCUGCAGCUGCAUUGGGAGCACAGUCAUCGAGCCCUGUGGCAGCUCAAGAAGCACCUGCAAGUCAACCCCAGCCACCCACAAUUCGCGACGACUGCCCUGCAGACUCGGUCGAACUUGGCCGAUCCACUUGGACUUUCUUGCACACGAUGGCUGCGUACUAUCCAGACAAGCCAUCCGAAAAGCAACAGUCCGACAUGUCCAACUUUCUCACCUUCUUUUCGCGAGUCUACCCGUGCGACUACUGCGCGGAUCACAUGCGCGGGGAAAUGGUAACCGACAAACCUGUCGUCACCUCGCGAUUCGGCCUCUCGCAAUGGUUUUGCCGACUGCACAACGAGGUCAAUCGGCGUCAAGGCAAGCCCGAGUUUGACUGCUCGCGUGUGGAUGAGCGCUGGCGCGACGGGUGGAAGGACGGUUCGUGCGAGAAUCCAGAGCAGUAACAAGUCUAGUCUUCUUCAAUGGAUUUUGUUGACUAUUGACGUUAGUCUUGCUGUUUGAAACGAUGUAUUAUACAGAAUCCCUCCAAAAAUCAUUCAUCGGAGGUGCACCCCAAAUUCAGUAAAAGUACAAAAC
Capsaspora owczarzaki ATCC 30864 is the source of this 992-nucleotide messenger RNA. RefSeq names its product gfer protein. The record is from RefSeq and is a predicted model, not a curated record. Lineage: Eukaryota; Filasterea; Ministeriida; Capsasporidae. Gene Ontology annotation, molecular function: flavin adenine dinucleotide binding; flavin-dependent sulfhydryl oxidase activity. Bases 26 to 859 code for a protein of 277 amino acids. The transcript is spliced from 3 exons. Gene Ontology annotation, cellular component: mitochondrion.